Messenger RNA from Mollisia scopiformis, 1630 nucleotides. RefSeq lists its product as uncharacterized. Gene Ontology annotation, molecular function: hydrolase activity, acting on carbon-nitrogen (but not peptide) bonds. NCBI's taxonomy places the organism in Eukaryota, Fungi, Ascomycota, Leotiomycetes, Helotiales, Mollisiaceae. The record is from RefSeq and is a predicted model, not a curated record. The transcript has a single exon. The coding region runs from base 52 to 1398 and encodes 448 amino acids.
UACACUGAAUAGUCAAGACUCUGCUCCCAAUUAGCCUUCUCAAAUCCCAUCAUGGACUCCCCAGUACAAGCACUUCCCCAAAGACUAGCAAUCGGCAUGGUCCCUCCCACCCUCCAACUCCAACCAGAACCCCACCAACAAACCACCACCCCCAAAGUCCACGGCAUCCAAGCCUCCCUCCUCAUCCCCGGCCGCGGCUCCCCCAUCAAAAACGCCAUCCUCAUAAUCCACGAAAAAACCAUAACCUGGGUAGGACCCACCGCCUCCCUCCCCCCAAAAUACGUCUCCAUCCCCACAAUCCACGUCCCCAUCCUGCUGCCCGGCCUCUGGGACGUACACACGCACUAUUUCGGCGUCGUAUCCUCGACCGCCGGCUAUGACUCACUGCUCGGGCCCGCUGCACUCGCUGGUGCUCGCACCGUCCGAGAUUUAAAGAACACUUUAUUCGCUGGCUUCACUUCCGUGCGCGAACUGGGCGGGUAUGCGGGUGAGAUCUCGCCUGCUGUUGAGGAUGGGAGUAUUGUUGGACCGCAUAUCUAUUCGGCGAUUGCGCCGAUUUCGAUGACGGCUGGGCAUGGGGAUAUACAUAACUUGCCGAUAGGAACGGUGCUCGAUGCUUGUGCGCAUGGAUUACCGUUUGCUGUUUGUGAUGGGGUGCCGGAUUGUAUUAGGACUGUGAGAUUGAUGAUUAGACGAGGUGCGAAAUGUAUCAAAGUCUGUGCUACGGGUGGAGUAUUUAGUCUUCUUGAUAGUCCGCAAGACACGCAAUUCUCGCCCGAGGAGUUGAAAGCUAUGGUUGACGAGGCGGCGCGGGCAAAGAGAGUAGUGGCAGCGCAUUGUCAUGGGAAGGAAGGGAUUCUGGCUGCGAUAAACGCGGGAGUGAAGACUUUCGAGCAUGGAAGUUAUAUGGAUGAGGAAUGCAUCAAGCUCAUGCUAGAAAAAGACAUCAUUUAUUGUCCGACAGCUAGUGUCGUUGAAGGGGGAGCUAGGAACGCAGAUGAUAUGCCACCGAUCAAUCGCAAGAAGAUACUCGAGACAGCUGUGCAUGCCAGACACGCUUAUAGAUUGGCCAUCAAGAACGGAGUCAAGAUUGCUCUAGGGACGGAUCAAGCGUCGAGUACGCCUGGGAAUUACAACUCGCACGGCGCGAACGGGAAAGAGAUUUUCUAUGCUGUGAAAGCGGGGAUGACGCCGCUGCAAGCUAUUGAAGCUUGUACGGCGAUUAGUCCAGAGACUUUGGGGCCACAUAUGGCACCCAAGUCGGGACAGUUGAAGGAGGGUUAUGAUGCUGAUAUGAUUGCGCUGUCUGAGAAUCCUUUGGAGAAUAUUGACUUGUUGUCUGAGCCUGACAACAUCACUCAUGUAUGGAAAGACGGGAUGCUUUCCAAAUCUCCCUAGACUGGUUGAUCACCGAACGGCUCUGACAAGGUCCUGAAUAUUGCAAUUAUGGAUGAUUGUGUGAUAUUGUUGAAAGAUGAAGACAAUACAUGGUCAGGAAACUAUGGACAGACAAUUGGCCAGCAAGGAUCUUUGCAGAACCAAAAGUAAAAUGAUUGGGGACAAUUCAUCAGGAUAUUGAUAACAGUACAUAUCUCAUGAUAGACUUCCAAACAUAAUCAAUGACACAUCU